This is a messenger RNA of Tribolium castaneum (red flour beetle), 1756 nucleotides long. RefSeq lists its product as uncharacterized. The coding region runs from base 162 to 1673 and encodes 503 amino acids. The record is from RefSeq and is a predicted model, not a curated record. The transcript has 10 exons. NCBI's taxonomy places the organism in Eukaryota, Metazoa, Arthropoda, Insecta, Coleoptera, Tenebrionidae.
GUUUGUUAUCAAGUGCAUUUAUAAUUCUAGCACAAAUGAAGCUUGCAACCUUGCCAAUUUCAGGAAAUGCAUCAUUCCACCUAACCGAUAAUUUGAUGUCCGCCUAUAAAACUAAAGUUUUUUGAAAGGAAACCGAUAUUUUUUCAUGCAAAUAGUGCAACAUGCAUUUCCUCGAAUUACUUCCACUGUUGAUUUGCAUUUUUCGGCCAACUGUGGCCGAUGAGUUGCCGUCUUUUAUCCACGUUUGCCACCGAAAUGACCCCAAUUUGGAGCAGUGUUUGGUCGCAGCCGUGGAGGACAUAAGGCCCUAUUUAGUCACAGGUGUUGCUCAGUACAACAUUCCAAGCAUCGAGCCCUUGAUUUUCCGCGACUUGAUAUCGGAGGAAGUAGCUGGUAUCAAAAUCGUCACUUCUAAUGUGAGCGCCUACGGUUGCAGCGACUUUUUUGUCAGAGAAUUAACCAUUGAUAAAGACUCCCACACUUACCACAUUCACGUGGAUAUUCCCAAAUUGCGAAUUUUCGCCGAUUAUACAGUCGAUGGAAAAUUGCUCCUGCUUCCGGUUAAAGGCAACGGAAAUAUGGAAGCAAACGUGACUGACUGUGUUUCAACCUGUGUGCUUAAUGGGGAAUUAUAUGAAAAAAAUGGUGAGACUUAUUUGAAAUUUGUUUCGAGUCAGUUAAAAGUUAAAGUGGGUGGUGGACAAGUCCAGCUCGAUAACUUGUUCAAUGGAGAUAAAGUUUUGUUGAAAGUGAUCAAUGAUAUUGUCAACAGAAAUUUGGAGGCUUUUCUUCACGAAUUGAUGCCUGUGAUUGAGAAAGCUCUUUCGGCAAUAUUUAUGGAAAUUGGGAAUGACAUUGUUGGGUCUUUUACGUUUAACCAGUUGUUCCCCGAAUACGGCAAAAUGUACAAUUACGACAGAUUUUACAUGCGGUGUUUGUAUGGCUAUUUGCUCUUGGUCAUAGUCUUUUACUUUAUCGUGGACUUGAAAGAAGACAGAGCACCAUAUAUCAAAGUAUGCAAGUCGUCAGAAGCCAACCUCGCGAGCUGUAUCAUCGAUUCGGUGAACUUGCUGCGACCUAAACUGAAAGAAGGGAUCCCUGAACUGAACGUGCCCCCAAUUGAGCCGCUCCCUCUCGACGAAGUCAAGCUCCGGAGUGGCCCCAGCAACGCCAAAAUCAACGCCAACAUCACCAACAUCAAAGUAUGGGGGCCCUCGACGUUCGAAAUCCUUGAGCUGAAGCCGAAUUUGCCCAAAGCCAAGUUCGCGUUCAAAGUCAGGAUCCCGUCGUUGCACUUCGAAGGCGAUUACGACAUUGACAUGAAAAUCCUGGUUUUGGAGUAUAAGGGCGUGGGCCCCAUUACGGGCAAUUUCACGAAUUACAGCUUUGACUGCAUUUUGAAGGGGAAUCGGAUCCAGAAAGACGGGGAGGAGUAUUUGAAAUUUGAUAAAAUGCGGCUGAGGUUGAAUAUUGGGCACUCGAGGAUUACGUUGGGGAAUUUGUUUAGGGACGACCCUAUUAUUGGAAGGGCCACCAAUGAUGUUAUUAACGACAACACGGAUUUGUUUAUUAAUGAGAUUAAACCGGUCUUGGAAAAUUCGCUCGCUGAGAAAUUCACCGACAUUGCGAAUAAAAUCACGUUGAAAUUUACGUAUAAGGAAUUGUUUCCUUGAACGCUGUAGAAGUGUGUUUCUUAGCUGUGAGAAUUAAAUAUUGUUGUAAGAUUUCUAUUGCAUUUAUUAUACUUUUUUGUUAA